Messenger RNA from Bipolaris oryzae ATCC 44560, 855 nucleotides. RefSeq lists its product as uncharacterized. The transcript is spliced from 4 exons. Gene Ontology annotation, biological process: mycotoxin biosynthetic process. Bases 1 to 855 code for a protein of 284 amino acids. Lineage: Eukaryota; Fungi; Ascomycota; Dothideomycetes; Pleosporales; Pleosporaceae. The record is from RefSeq and is a predicted model, not a curated record.
AUGUCGGAUGGUUUGCCAGAUAUCGCAGAGCAAGGCGAGAAAUUUGCUCUCUUACACGAAAAAGAAGUAUCAAGAAAGUCGUCAUGCUUCAAGAAGCGACCAUGGCUAGUAGCUGUAUGCGCUAUCAUCCUUACGAAUCUACUUUCAAUUGUUUUUACUGCAAGAUAUACAAAAUCCCAGAGCUACCAAUCAUACUCCUUAGACUUGCCUAGAAUGAAGGAAAUCUAUCCUGAACUUGACAGAUCCCACAUCCUAGCUCAAUUCAGCGAGCAUCGGGUUAAUGGGACAAGUAGAUGGUCAGCCCCGCCAAGUCCCUCAGUGGACAGAGCUUGGCUAGAACUAGGCGCUCGCGAUAUUGGAUUUCUCGUUCCAAAGGCAGUAGGUAUUGGCCACGGUCUUGAUCCUAGAGAGCAAAAAUAUUACCCAAAAGGCACUUAUAGCAGCGAUCCUGAACUAGAGGGGUUUAUCGUGUUUGUUCAAGCCUUCCAUGACCUACAUUGUUUAGAUGAGCUCCGAAAAGGCCUAUACUUCAACAAACCCUACUACCGCCAGUAUGAGGAUGACAAUCUCGUGCCAGAGUGGUUCCGCGUAAGCCAUAUUAAUCAUUGUCUGGACAAUAUUCGCGAGACCUUGAUGUGUGCGGCUGAUAUAGGGGUGAUACCAACCGUAUGGACUGGAUUGCAUAACAGCUCUAUUAGAUUCUCUAAUAAGCAUCAAUGUAAUAGCUACGAUUCAUUGCUAGAGUGGAAAGCGAAGUGGGAUGCAGACCAUCCCGCUUUUGCAGAGGAGUUGCAGGAGCAGCCUCAAGCGCCUCCAGAUGCAGUUUUUCAUGACCCUAGCGAGUGGGUGGCCUAA